Impatiens glandulifera is the source of this 802-nucleotide messenger RNA. RefSeq names its product zinc finger protein 7-like. The coding region runs from base 1 to 603 and encodes 200 amino acids. The record is from RefSeq and is a predicted model, not a curated record. The transcript has a single exon. NCBI's taxonomy places the organism in Eukaryota, Viridiplantae, Streptophyta, Magnoliopsida, Ericales, Balsaminaceae.
AUGGUCUCUGAAAGAGAUGAAACCGAUCAUGAAUUGGCUUUAGCAUCAAGUGAUGAUCAUAAUCAAGAAACUAAAGCUAAUACUAUUGAAAGAGACAUGAUGAUCAAUAUGGGUGAUUGGUUAAGCCUUGGAAUUAACAGAAGAGAAUUCUCCACCGCCGGUGAUGAUCAUCAUAGAUCAGCAUUCAGACCUCUCAAGAACAAACUGUUUUCUUGCAACUUCUGUCUUAGGAAGUUCUACAGCUCUCAGGCCUUGGGAGGUCACCAAAAUGCACACAAAAGAGAAAGAGGAACAGCUAAGAAGCAUUUAUAUCAGUCCAACAGGAUCAUCCCCAUGUCAACCACCACCGGUGGCCGCAGCGGCUUUGAUCACUUUGCAGCCUCCCCUUCCGGCCGGUCCCUUGGAGUCCAGCCCCACUCCAGCAAUAAUAUCACAGUACUAAUGAAGAAAUCCCCUCUUAGCAAACCAGGAUGGAAUGUUUCUUGCACUGAUGAAGAACAGGACAGAGUUGUCUGGCCAGGAAGCUUUUUUGUGGAAAGUUCUUCCAAAGAUGCUCAAGAAAUCUAUGACCCAUCUCAAAUCGAUCUAAAUCUCCGGCUUUAAAAGGCAAAUUAAUGUUAUUAUUCCUUUAGACAUGCAUUCUUGUUCUUUUUCCUCAAGGAAAAUGAGACUAGUUAUAGAUCAUGACAUGAUGAUUGAUGAUGAGACAAUAUUAUUUAUGUAUAUAUAUAUAGCUAGCUAUAAGAUAAUCCCCACUUCUGCAAUCUCAAUUACAACUGUUUUUUUCCAAGCAAUUAGAAGU